Closterium sp. Naga37s-1 is the source of this 5424-nucleotide messenger RNA. The record is from the annotation of a GenBank genome assembly. Lineage: Eukaryota; Viridiplantae; Streptophyta; Zygnematophyceae; Desmidiales; Closteriaceae.
AUGGGAGGCAGGGGGGUCGCGUGCGUGGACCAAGGCGCGCGCGUGGACCAAGGCGCUCGCGUGGACCAAGGUGCUCCCGUGGACCAAGGCGCGCGCGUGGACCAAGGCGCGCGCGCGGACCAAGGCGCGCGCGCGGACCAAGGCGAGCGCGCGGACCAAAGUGCGCGCGUGGACCAAGGCGCGCGCGUAGAGAAAGGCACGCACGUGGAGAAAGGCGCGCGCAUAGAGAAAGCCGCGCGCGUGGACCAAGGCGCGCGCGUAGACCAAGACGCGCGCGUGGACCAAGGCGCCCUCGUGGACAAAGGCGCCCCCGUGGACCAAUGCGCCCCCGUGGACCAAGGCGCGCGCGUGGACGAAGGUGCGCUAGUGGACCAAGGCGCGCGCUCGGACCAAGGCGCGCGCAUGGACCAAGGCGCGCGCGUGGACCAAGGCAUGCGCGUGGACCAAGGCGCGCGCGUGGACCAAGUCGCGCGCGUGGACCAUGGCGCGCGCGCGGACCAGGUCGCGCGUCGAGAACGCGGGCGUGGACCAAGGCGUGCGCGUGGACCAAGGCGUGCGCGUGGACCAAGGCGCGCGCGUGGACCGAGGCGCGCGCGCGGACCAAUGCGGGCGCGUGGACCAAGUCGCGCGCGUGGACCAAGGCGCGCGCGUGGACCAAGGCGCGCGCGUGGACCAAGGCGCGCGCGUGGACCAAGGCGCGCGCGUGGACCAAGUUGCGCGCGUGGACCAAGUCGCACGUGUGGACCAUGGCGCGCGCGCGGACCAGGUCGCGCGUUGAGAAAGCGGGCGUGGACCAAGGCGUGCGCGUGGACCAAGGCGCGCGCGUGGACCAAUGCGGGCGCGUGGACCAAGUCGCGCGCGUGGACCAAGACGCGCGCGUGGACCAAGGCGCGCGCGUGGACCAAGGCGCGCGCGUGGACCAAGGUGCACGCGUGGACCAAGGCACGCACGUGGACCAAGGCGCGCGCGGGGACCAAGGCGCGCGCGUGGACCAAGGAGCGCGCGUGGACCAUGGCGCGCGCGCGGACCAGGUCGCGCGUCGAGAACGCGGGCGUGGACCAAGCCGUGCGCGUGGACCAAGGCGUGCGCGUGGACCAAGGCGCGCGCGUGGACCGAGGCGCGCGCGCGGACCAAUGCGGGCGCGUGGACCAAGUCGCGCGCGUGGACCAAGGCGCGCGCGUGGACCAAGGCGCGCGCGUGGACCAAGGCGCGCGCGUGGACCAAGGCGCGCGCGUGGACCAAGUUGCGCGCGUGGACCAAGUCGCACGUGUGGACCAUGGCGCGCGCGCGCGGACCAGGUCGCGCGUUGAGAAAGCGGGCGUGGACCAAGGCGUGCGCGUGGACCAAGGCGCGCGCGUGGACCAAUGCGGGCGCGUGGACCAAGUCGCGCGCGUGGACCAAGACGCGCGCGUGGACCAAGGCGCGCGCGUGGACCAAGGCGCGCGCGUGGACCAAGGUGCACGCGUGGACCAAGGCACGCACGUGGACCAAGGCGCGCGCAAGGACCAAGGCGCGCGCGUGGAACAAGGCGCGCGCGUGGACCAAGGAGAGCGCGUGGACGAAGGCGCGCGCGUGGACCAAGUCACGCGCGUGGACCAAGUCGCACGUGUGGACCAUGGCGCGCGCGCGGACCAGGUCGCGCGUCGAGAAAGCGGGCGUGGACCAAGGCGUGCGCGUGGACCAAGGCGCGCUCGGACCAAGGCGCGCGCGUGGACCAAGUCGCGCGCGUGGACCAUGGCGCGCGCGCGGACCAUGGCGCGUGCGCGGACCAGGUCGCGCGUCGAGAAAGCGGGCGUGGACCAAGGCGUGCGCGUGGACCAAGGCGCGCGCGUGGACCAAUGCGGGCGCGUGGACCAAGUCGCGCGCGUGGACCAAGACGCGCGCGUGGACCAAGGCGCGCGCGUGGACCAAGGCGCGCGCGUGGACCAAGGUGCACGCGUGGACCAAGGCACGCACGUGGACCAAGGCGCGCGCGGGGACCAAGGCGCGCGCGUGGACCAAGGCGCGCGCGUGGACCAAGGAGCGCGCGUGGACGAAGGCGCGCGCGUGGACCAAGUCACGCGCGUGGACCAAGUCGCACGUGUGGACCAUGGCGCGCGCGCGGACCAGGUCGCGCGUCGAGAAAGCGGGCGUGGACCAAGGCGUGCGCGUGGACCAAGGCGCGCUCGGACCAAGGCGCGCGCGUGGACUAAGUCGCGCGCGUGGACCAUGGCGCGCGCGCGGACCAGGUCGCGCGUCGAGAAAGCGGGCGUGGACCAAGGCGUGCGCGUGGACCAAGGCGCGCGCGUGGACCAAUGCGGGCGCGUGGACCAAGUCGCGCGCGUGGACCAAGACGCGCGCGUGGACCAAGGCGCGCGCGUGGACCAAGGCGCGCGCGUGGACCAAGGUGCACGCGUGGACCAAGGCACGCACGUGGACCAAGGCGCGCGCGGGGACCAAGGCGCGCGCGCGUGGACCAAGGCGCGCGCGUGGACCAAGGAGCGCGCGUGGACGAAGGCGCGCGCGUGGACCAAGUCACGCGCGUGGACCAAGUCGCACGUGUGGACCAUGGCGCGCGCGCGGACCAGGUCGCGCGUCGAGAAAGCGGGCGUGGACCAAGGCGUGCGCGUGGACCAAGGCGCGCUCGGACCAAGGCGCGCGCGUGGACCAAGUCGCGCGCGUGGACCAUGGCGCGCGCGCGGACCAGGUCGCGCGUCGAGAACGCGGGCGUGGACCAAGGCGUGCGUGUGGACCAAGGCGUGCGCGUGGACCAAGGCGCGCGCGUGGACCAUGGCGCGCGCGUGGACCAUGGCGCGUGCGCGGACCAGGUCGCGCGUCGAGAAAGCGGGCGUGGACCAAGGCGUGCGCGUGGACCAAGGCGCGCGCGUGGACCAAUGCGGGCGCGUGGACCAAGUCGCACGCGUGGACCAAGACGCGCGCGUGGACCAAGGCGCGCGCGUGGACCAAGGCGCGCGCGUGGACCAAGGUGCACGCGUGGACCAAGGCACGCACGUGGACCAAGGCGCGCGCGGGGACCAAGGCGCGCGCGUGGACCAAGGCGCGCGCGUGGACCAAGGAGCGCGCGUGGACGAAGGCGCGCGCGUGGACCAAGUCACGCGCGUGGACCAAGUCGCACGUGUGGACCAUGGCGCGCGCGCGGACCAGGUCGCGCGUCGAGAAAGCGGGCGUGGACCAAGGCGUGCGCGUGGACCAAGGCGCGCUCGGACCAAGGCGCGCGCGUGGACCAAGUCGCGCGCGUGGACCAUGGCGCGCGCGCGGACCCGGUCGCGCGUCGAGAACGCGGGCGUGGACCAAGGCGUGCGCUUGGACCAAGGCGUGCGCGUGGACCAAGGCGCGCGCGUGGACCAAGGCGCGCGCGUGGACCGAGGCGCGCGCGUGGACCAAGGCGCGCGCGUGGACCGAGGCGCGCGCGCGGACCAAUGCGGGCGCGUGGACCAAGUCGCGCGCGUGGACCAAGGCGCGCGCGUGGACCAAGGCGCGCGCGUGGACCAAGGCGCGCGCGUGGACCAAGGCGCGCGCGUGGACCAAGCGCGCGCGUGGACCAAUGCGGGCGCGUGGACCAAAUCGCGCGCGUGGACCAAGACGCGCGCGUGGACCAAGGCGCGCGCGUGGACCAAGGCGCGCGCGUGGACCAAGGUGCACGCGUGGACCAAGGCACGCACGUGGACCAAGGCGCGCGCGGGGACCAAGGCGCGCGCGUGGACCAAGGCGCACGCGUGGACCAAGGAGCGCGCGUGGACGAAGGCGCGCGCGUGGACCAAGUCACGCGCGUGGACCAAGUCGCACGUGUGGACCAUGGCGCGCGCGCGGACCAGGUCGCGCGUCGAGAAAGCGGGCGUGGACCAAGGCGUGCGCGUGGACCAAGGCGCGCUCGGACCAAGGCGCGCGCGUGGACCAAGUCGCGCGCGUGGACCAUGGCGCGCGCGCGGACCAGGUCGCGCGUCGAGAACGCGGGCGUGGACCAAGGCGUGCGUGUGGACCAAGGCGUGCGCGUGGACCAAGGCGCGCGCGUGGACCAAGGCGCGCGCGUGGACCGAGGCGCGCGCGUGGACCAAGGCGCGCGCGUGGACCGAGGCGCGCGCGCGGACCAAUGCAGGCGCGUGGACCAAGUCGCGCGCGUGGACCAAGGCGCGCGCGUGGACCAAGGCGCGCGCGUGGACCAAGGCGCGCGCGUGGACCAAGUUGCGCGCGUGGACCAAGUCGCACGUGUGGACCAUGGCGCGCGCGCGGACCAGGUCGCGCGUCGAGAAAGCGGGCGUGGACCAAGGCGUGCGCGUGGACCAAGGCGCGCGCGUGGACCAAUGCGGGCGCGUGGACCAAGUCGCGCGCGUGGACCAAGACGCGCGCGUGGACCAAGGCGCGCGCGUGGACCAAGGCGCGCGCGUGGACCAAGGUGCACGCGUGGACCAAGGCACGCACGUGGACCAAGGCGCGCGCGGGGACCAAGGCGCGCGCGUGGACCAAGGCGCGCGCGUGGACCAAGGAGCGCGCGUGGACGAAGGCGCGCGCGUGGACCAAGUCACGCGCGUGGACCAAGUUGCACGUGUGGACCAUGGCGCGCGCGCGGACCAGGUCGCGCGUCGAGAAAGCGGGCGUGGACCAAGGCGUGCGCGUGGACCAAGGCGCGCUUGGACCAAGGCGCGCGCGUGGACCAAGUCGCGCGCGUGGACCAUGGCGCGCGCGCGGACCAGGUCGCGCGUCGAGAACGCGGGCGUGGACCAAGGCGUGCGCGUGGACCAAGGCGUGCGCGUGGACCAAGGCGCGCGCGUGGACCAAGGCGCGCGCGUGGACCGAGGCGCGCGCGUGGACCAAUGCGGGCGCGUGGACCAAGUCGCGCGCGUGGACCAAGAGGCGCGCGUGGACCAAGGCGCGCGCGUGGACCAAGGAGCGCGCGUGGACCAAGGCGCGCGCGUGGACCAAGGAGCGCGCAUGGACCAUGGCGCACGCGCGGACCAAGUCGCGCGCGUGGAACAUGGCGCACGCGCGGACAAAGUCGCGCGCGUGGACCAAGUCGCGCGCGUGGACCAAGGCGCGCGCAUGGACCAAGGCGCGCGCGUGGACCAAGACGCGCGCGUGGACCAAGGCGCGCGCGUGGACCAAGGCGCGCGCGUGGACCAAGACGCGCGCGUGGACCAAGGCGCGCGCGUGGACCAAUGCACGCGCGUGGACCAAGGCGCGCACGUGGACCAAGGCGCGCUCGUGGACCAAGUCGCGCGCGCGGAUCAAGUCGCGCGCGUGGACCAAGGCGCGCGCGUGGACCAAGGCGCUCGCGUGGACCAAGGUGCCCGCGUGGACCAAGGUGCGCGCGUGAACCAAGGCGCGCGCGUGGACCAAUGCGCGCGCGUGGACCAAGGCGCGCGCGUGGACCAAGGCGCGCGCGUGGACCAAGUCGCGCGCGUGGACCAACUCGCGCGCGUGUACUAG